UAUUUUCCUAUUGUUUGAAGGCAUGACGCGAAACGUCAUGCUUCUGUGAGCAUCAGUAUAGAAUAUAAAAGGAAGUGAUUAUGAUAGAAUAAUCCUUCACGUUCUCGCGCGGCAACUACAACCUAUACACUUGACUGAACUGCAGAAUACGUUUUUCUUAUUCAUUACUUCGAAGUCUAUUGCUAUCUAUUGGAGAAAUGUCGACUUUCAGCCCAAAUACAGAUGGUCAAGUUGGGCAAGUCUUUGAACAAUUAAAAAGUUAUAUUGAUACACGAUUAAGCAAUCUCGAGAAUUCUUUACAAUCGGCGAACCAUGAUCAACCUGAAACGAACGACAUUCAAGCGUCGACUAGGAAAUUACAACGAGAGGCUGACGCCUUUAAAGUUUAAGUAUAAGGCGAACGCCAAACAGUUUAUCUAUAAUGCUGAAGUCAAAGAUUUGGUUGUUUCCAUGGUAGAACAUCUUGCGAAAGAAAAUCCUCAUCGCGAGCAGGCGUUGGAAUACGCUAAAAAAGCUUUGGUAUUGAUACAUAAGCGCCAGAAGUUGAUUAAAUUGGCCAAUAAAAGUGAUGCGCGUUGGCUGGUCGUCGAGGAAUAUGAAAGUGACGAAUUGGCUGAUGAUUCGGAAGACGACAAGAAAUCCGGAAGGCACAAGAUAAAGCCGCCAGGAAGAAACAGCAAUUGCUGCAAACUAAGAAUAAGCGACAGCGAACGAACUCUUACGAGUUUCCCUAUGGCGCGGUGUGAGGUCGCCAGCUUUUUCAAGGUAAUUGUGUGCAGGUCGCUUGCUUUCUUUGUAAUUUCAAAUAGGCUUGUUUGCUAAGACAAGCCUAGCCUAUAAUAACAAACUAGUUUGGUUAUUGUAUUGUGUACAGAGGAAUGGCGAAUUAAUAGGAAAAUGCUUUUCAUUCGGACGAAUACCAUGAGGGAGAAUGAAAAUAUAUUUUCCUAUUGUUUGAAGGCAUGACGCGAAACGUCAUGCUUCUGUGAGCAUCAGUAUAGAAUAUAAAAGGAAGUGAUUAUGAUAGAAUAAUCCUUCACGUUCUCGGCAACUACAACCUACACUUGACUGAACUGCAGAAUACGUUUUUCUUUUGUUUUAUUUAUAGGUAUGAAGUUGAUCUUAAUUUUAUUACCCAUACUGCCUUGUCCAGUACGGGGUAUAGACUAAAACAACAAAAAACAGUUUGGGGAAGCGAUCGAGGCUUCCAAAUUUAUUCUAAACACGAUACGUGAAGGGUAUAAGAUUUUGUUCUUAGUUGAACCAGCAUAUUCUUUCAAGCUGAAUAAUCGUUCAACAAAAUCGCAUAGCGAUUUUGUUAGUGAUGCAAUAAAUGAGUUAUGAGAAGGAGACCGGAUUUCUAAAGUAAAAUGUAGACAUGAUUACAUGUAAUCAGUACUCUCUCAGCGUCAGUUCAGCCAUCAGGGGAGACAAGACUUAUCCUAAAUCUAAAAAAAUGCCUUUACAAGAAGACGGUAAAGUUUGAUGA
Paramuricea clavata is the source of this 1489-nucleotide messenger RNA. NCBI's taxonomy places the organism in Eukaryota, Metazoa, Cnidaria, Anthozoa, Malacalcyonacea, Plexauridae. The record is from the annotation of a GenBank genome assembly.